Messenger RNA from Synchiropus splendidus (mandarinfish), 1434 nucleotides. RefSeq names its product O-sialoglycoprotein endopeptidase-like 1 (gene osgepl1). Gene Ontology annotation, cellular component: mitochondrion. Gene Ontology annotation, biological process: tRNA threonylcarbamoyladenosine modification. The transcript is spliced from 7 exons. The coding region runs from base 145 to 1377 and encodes 410 amino acids. NCBI's taxonomy places the organism in Eukaryota, Metazoa, Chordata, Actinopteri, Syngnathiformes, Callionymidae. The record is from RefSeq and is a predicted model, not a curated record.
UCGGUCAUUGAGGACGUUGCCAUUCCUUGUGAGUUCAAAUAUUGAACACAUCGCUUCUAUUGGAUUUUAUAUGGAUAUUAUAUCUUAUUGCUCAAAACGUAUAAGUUUUAUUAGUUUAAAAGGAGUCUUUCUCCCGUGUCGUCUAUGAGCCCACUAUUUCAAAAUCAAAUGUUGGCACGUAAAUUAAGAACUUUGUCGAGGUGUUUGCAUGUUGGACACAAAUCUUUAGGCUCCAGGUUGGUGUUGGGCAUCGAGACCAGCUGUGAUGACACUGGAGCUGCCGUCCUAGAUGGCACUGGUGCCAUUCUUGGGGAGUCUCUGCACUCCCAAAAAGAAGUUCACCUUAGGACUGGUGGCAUCAUCCCCACAGUUGCACAGCAACUCCACAGGGAAAACAUAGAGCGUGUGGUCCAUGAAGCUCUUCAGAGGAGUGGAGUAGAACCAGGUCAGCUCGCUGCUGUGGCCACCACAGUGAAACCAGGCCUGGCCCUCAGCUUGAGCGUUGGUCUGCAGUUUAGUCAGAGAUUUGUGAGGCAACACAACAAGCCUUUCAUCCCCAUCCACCACAUGGAAGCCCACGCUUUGACGGUGAGGAUGCUUCAGGAAGUCCCGUUCCCUUUUCUGGUUCUGCUGGUUUCUGGUGGACACACUCUUCUGGCUGUGGCGCGAGGAGUGGACGACUUCCUGCUGCUGGGUUACUCUCAAGAUGAAGCUGCCGGGGACACACUGGAUAAAGUUGCAAGACGUUUGUCACUGAUCAAACACCCUCAGUGCUCCACGCUCAGUGGAGGGCAAGCGAUAGAACUCUUGGCUAAGGAAGGGGACAGGAGCAGAUUUUCUUUCAGGACUCCCAUGGGUCAGACUCCUGACUGCUGCUUCUCCUUUGCCGGACUACGAAACCAAAUAAAUAUGACGAUAUUGAAAAAAGAGGCAGAAGAAGGAGUGGAACAGGGAAGUCUGUUGUCGUGUGUGAACGACUUUGCAGCCGCGACUCAGCACUCAGUCGCCGCUCAUCUCGCAAAACGCACACACCGCGCCAUCUUGUUCUGUCAAUCAAAUGGUCUGCUACCGUCACAUGAUCCCACUUUGGUGAUGUCAGGAGGCGUGGCAAGUAACCAGUACAUCCGUAAAGCCAUAUCAAUCAUCACAGAUCUGACUGGUGUCCAUCUUAUCUGUCCACCGCCCAAAUUUUGCACUGACAAUGGAGUGAUGAUCGCAUGGAAUGGUGUGGAGCGUCUCAGGGCAGGUAUAGGGAUUCUGGCUCCUGAUGUGGAUGUUACCUAUGAGCCCAAGGCUCCACUCGGACACAACCUGGCGGGAGAAGUUCUGGCUGCAGCCAUUAAGCUACCACCUGUGAGACUCAAGAUCCAGAACUGACCUGAAAUAUAUGAUAUGUAUGUGGCCUCCUGAUCAUCAACGCAGUCAUAAAUAAAC